GUUUAAAAAGUUAGCUACAUAACUUCAUAACUCGUGAGUCUUAACCACCCCUAUGAUGAGCAUGUAGAAAUCUGUUUGAUAACCCUUAUUUGACGUCUUUUUUAACUAGUAGUAUGUGCUUCGCUAAUGACAUUCGCAUUUAGAAAAACUUUUAGAAACUCGGAAUGGACAUCUUUGACACUUUAUUUUCCGAGAGUUUGCAAGACUUAUGGAUAUCAACAGCAUUUAUCAUAGUGACAUUAAUCAUCAGCGAGAUUUUUAGGGUGAUCAUAUACUACAUUUUCAAAGGAAGAGAAGGUGUAACAAAAAAGUUAAUCAACGAAUUCAUCGCGACCGGCGAGCUGUGCGCUUGCUGUUUCGAGUUAUGUAUUAUUGCUGACAAUUAUGGAAUUCAUGCUUAUGCAACUUAUCUCUUCCUCUUGACCGUAUGGUGGUCUUAUCGCUGGGGGGACGCAUCUGCAUGUCCUUACACUCACAUUGAAGACUUACUGCAAGGACAGGCCACGUUUAAAUAUGUUCUGCUGGUCGUCUUUGUUCAAGUUUUUUCCGGAUGGGCAAUCUAUCCAUUUUACGUCAAAAAGUUUUGGCUAAUGCAAUAUGAACGUAAACAUGUAGAGCAUGUGGAAGCAUGUUCAGCAGACUUGACGGUCCCAGCUAUGCAUGGUGCUGUAAUUGAAGGGUUAUCAACAUGCAUGUGUCAGUUAACAGGAAGAGUCAUGUCCAGGCUAAAUCCGAAGCACGGAAUCCCUAUCACUGCAGUAAUCGGCACCACGCUGGUCGUGGCGGCAUUUGACAUGUCGGGGGGAUAUUUUAAUCCAGUUCUAGCCACGUCGUUGCAAUUCAAUUGUGGAGAAAUUACAAGGACAGAGCAUUUCGAAGUUUACUGGUUGGGCGCUAUUAUAGGGUCAAUUUUAUCCGUGUUAAUAUGGCAUUCGACCACUCUAAGUAGAAAACUUCUUGGAGACAUUACCCGUAUAAAAAUUGAUUAAAUAGUCAUAUUUGCUCAAUAUGAAUGCCUGGCUGAUGACAACGAAAAAAAUGGCUAAACUCAAGUCAAUCUCAUUAUGUGUUCAUCUCUGGUCUGUAAAAAUAGUGUUCCAAUCCAAACUCUGUCUGUGUCGUUUGUUCAGAUGAUAAUGUGAUGUUGAAAUUUUUAUUAGCUUAUAAUAUAUAAUACCCGAAAUAUUGAUUCUUAUAUAAUAAAUCUAGCAAGAAAACCAUUAA
This is a messenger RNA of Folsomia candida, 1224 nucleotides long. RefSeq names its product aquaporin-11 (gene AQP). The transcript is spliced from 5 exons. The coding region runs from base 165 to 989 and encodes 274 amino acids. Gene Ontology annotation, cellular component: cytoplasm. The record is from RefSeq and is a predicted model, not a curated record. Gene Ontology annotation, molecular function: channel activity. Lineage: Eukaryota; Metazoa; Arthropoda; Collembola; Entomobryomorpha; Isotomidae.